UAGUAAACACAUUGCAUAACAAUUAAGCCCAUGAAUAUACUUAGUUUUCUGCCAAGUUGUGUAGAGUAAUCAUCAAACUCUACAUUUAAAACAUUUUUAAACUCAAAGCAAAAGUACAAAACAAUCGUAGUGACUUAUUUAUAAUUAAAAAAGAAACUUUAAAUUAUAAAUUAAUGUAGUCAAGUAUUAUUAAAGAUCAUAAAAGAUGAAUCAUAUCAAAAAGGUACUAUUAGACCCAGAAAUAAGAUCAUGGGUAAUGAGCACUCAUUUCUGGGGUCCUAUCAUGAACUGGAUGAUACCAUUAGCGACAAUAUCAGACAUGCAGAAGAGUCCAGAUAUCAUCAGUGGCAAGAUGACAGUAGCGCUGACCUUCUAUUCACUAGCAUUCAUGCGUUUUGCUGUCAAAGUUCAACCAAGAAAUAUGAUGUUAUUCUCAUGUCACGUUAUCAAUAUAGGAGCUCAAACUACUCAAGGAAUACGUUUCAUAAACUUUCAUUACAUCAACAAUAAUAAAAAUAAUAAUAUGCAUAAAUAAAUAAAUAAUCUAUUUAGAAAGUCCAUAUUUUUUUAUUGUAAAAAGGGAAAAAGAGAAAUAAUGUUGUUGGCAUUAGGCUAAUUUAUGGAGAGAAAAGACUAUAAAUAAUUCGCUGAAAUCAACUGAA
Chelonus insularis is the source of this 662-nucleotide messenger RNA. Its product is annotated as mitochondrial pyruvate carrier 1-like. Gene Ontology annotation, biological process: pyruvate import into mitochondria. NCBI's taxonomy places the organism in Eukaryota, Metazoa, Arthropoda, Insecta, Hymenoptera, Braconidae. The transcript is spliced from 3 exons. The record is from RefSeq and is a predicted model, not a curated record. Gene Ontology annotation, cellular component: mitochondrial inner membrane. Bases 206 to 535 code for a protein of 109 amino acids.